UGCAUCGUCAGAGGUAUCCGAGCUUGGCUGCGCAUGUCUGGUAUCCGAAACGGUUAUCUUUUCCCGAGGAUAUACGGAUAUGACCAAUUGCAAAGCUCGAGUAAACACUUGUCGACGCGGAACUUUCUGAAGAAUUUUCGGAAGUCGCUUGCCGACAUUGGUGAACCUCCGAUGUUAUACACCGUCCAUGCAUUCCGAAGAGGAGGUACACAAUUUCUACAUGAGGAUAAAGGUUUCAAGCUUUCAAAAAUCCUUCGUUGGGGGAAAUGGUCGACCAACCUCACAUAUGCUACAAUCCUUAGGUAUCUCAUUGCAGACACUGACCUCAUGAGAACACCAAGGAGUCAGAUUAUGCUGCCAGAUAAUGAUGAAUAUGAUACCUGCCGAUAUUGUAGGAGGUCUUGUACACACUGA
Molecule: messenger RNA, 414 nt
Organism: Lentinula edodes (shiitake mushroom)
Lineage: Eukaryota; Fungi; Basidiomycota; Agaricomycetes; Agaricales; Omphalotaceae
Exons: 2
Biological process (GO): DNA integration; DNA recombination
Molecular function (GO): DNA binding
Source: RefSeq, a predicted model, not a curated record